CGAACAUCAGACAGAAACAGUAUACGAGCACAACCUGCACUCCAUUUCUAGUCUGAUACUCACGGCCUGAACUGCAACACGAAUCUAUGCAUCCCCGCCCACCGCGAUGAAUCUCUCUCUAAUCGACCCUUUCGUCCUCUCCCUCGACUACCCGGACACUACCACCGCCUCACUCCGCAGCGGCCACAGCACGUGCGCGCGCUUCAACCGGGCAGGCGACCUACUUGCAUCGGGGCGCGUAGAUGGUGUGGUGACAGUUAUCGAUGUGGAGACGCAGGGCAUAGCGCGCAAGCUGAGAGGGCACACAAGGCAGAUCCAGAGUCUGAGCUGGAGUAAGGAUGGGCGGUAUUUGUUGAGCGCGGGGCAGGAUUGGAAGGUUAUACUGUGGGAUUUGGAGACGGGGGGUGUGGAGGGGGAGUGGAGGUGUGGUGGGAUGGUGUAUUUGGCCGAUUUGUCGUCGGCGGAUGAUCAUCUGGCUGUACUGAGUCUAUUCGACAACCAACCCCUAUUAGUCGACCUACGCAACGAUACCAGCUACAAGUUCUCAUCGGUGCCCAAGCGCACACGCGAAGAAAGCGAGAAGCUGAGCGAGAAGCAGGUGGCGCAGGAUGCGAAGCAGACGACAACUGUAGCUAUCUUUACGGCGUCUGGCUCGCAUAUACUCGCGGGCACAUCGAAAGGCUGGCUUAACAUAAUCGAAACCGCGACACGAAGGACAAUCUACUCAACCAAGAUCAGUGCUGGCGUGGUCAUCUACCUGCGCCUCACCUCAUCAGGGCGCGACAUGGUAGUCAACGCACAGGACCGUGUGAUCCGCACAAUCCACCUCCCACCACUUGACAAUGCGACUUUAGACGCUGACCAGAUCCACCUUGAGGUCGAGCACAAGUUCCAGGACGUGGUCAACCGGCUCAGCUGGAACCACGUCGCGUUCAGCGGGUCGGGAGAGUACGUCAUGGCGAGUACAUACAACAACCACGACAUCUACAUCUGGGAGCGCAACCAUGGUAGUCUGGUCAAGAUCCUCGAGGGCCCCAAGGAGGAGCACGGCGUGGUGGAGUGGCACCCGAGCAGGCCGCUGAUCGCGGCGUGCGGACUCGAGAGCGGGCGUAUCCACAUCUGGAGCAUCAUCAGUCCGCAACGAUGGUCGGCGCUCGCACCGGACUUUGCGGAGGUGGAGGAGAAUGUAGAGUAUGAAGAGGCAGAGGAUGAGUUCGAUAUCCACCCCGAGGAGGAGCGGCGGCAGCAGAUGCUGGAUGGGGAGAACGAAGCCGUGGAUGUGCGGACGGUGGAUAGGAAAGUGCUGGGCGAGGAGUGGUGGCGCAUGCCUGUGUUGCUUGAUCUGGGAGAUGCGGAGAGCGAGGAUGAGUUUGUGAUGGUGGGGACGGGGACGAUGAGGAGGAAGAGCCCGGGAGCUGGGGGCAAGAGGGAAGAGGCGCCGCUAACACCGAGGGAGGAAGAAUUGCUAGAGAGAGAGAAUCUGGCGCUGGCUAAGAAGGUCAAGACCGGGCGAGCAAAGAAGGUUGUGAAGGGUUCGGCUUAGAGGGAUGAUGGGUAUAUGGGGAUAUUAUGGGUGAUAUUAGGGGAGUUAAUGGCGUGUCAGGAUGCACAAUGGAUAAUGUAAUAAAAGUCGAUGGCAUG
Messenger RNA from Pseudogymnoascus destructans, 1641 nucleotides. RefSeq names its product chromatin binding protein (gene SWD1). Gene Ontology annotation, molecular function: protein binding. Lineage: Eukaryota; Fungi; Ascomycota; Leotiomycetes; Thelebolales; Thelebolaceae. The transcript is spliced from 2 exons. Bases 107 to 1543 code for a protein of 478 amino acids. The record is from RefSeq and is a predicted model, not a curated record. Gene Ontology annotation, cellular component: Set1C/COMPASS complex.